GCGAUCAAUAUGAAUCGUUUCGAAUCCUUAAUACUUGUGGUUUUGCUUAAUUUCUCGCUGUCCUAUGGCGAAACAAUGGUGCGUUUGGCGGGAGGACAUAGCCGCGCCAUUGGCACGCUGCAGGUCGAGAUCAGAGGGGAAUGGUUGACGGUAUGCUCGAACACUGGCUACAAUACAAAGGGAAUAGCCCCAGUCGUGUGUGGGAUGAUUAAUGCUACUGCAACCGCUUUCAACGGCUCAACAGCACAUAUACACGAAACACCUUCAAAUGAAAAUGAGGGGAUCUCGAUGAAUAACCUACACUGUAAAGGCUCGGAGGAAGACCUCUUGUUCUGCAAGUCUGAUCUUUGGUUGGCAAACACAUGCCAUAGUAACGGAUUCGCUUUUCGGAUUGAAUGUAACACGCCAGUAGACUUCGACAACUCAAGGGUAGCGGAUUACGCUGUCGGGGGUACUGGAUCCAUGGAGUAUCUGUGUGACGGAGGCUUUGGGUCCGAAGAGGCGCAGGUUUAUUGCAGAACAGCAAAUCGUCCGACAUGGAAUGCAUUAAUAAUGCAUGGUCAGUACGCCGGAUCCUCUCAACAGAUUCACGCGAACUGCAAUGGAUACGAAACUGACAUAUCACAGUGUAACCUAUUAAAGUCGAACUGUGGACAAUACAAUAGUGUCAGAGUGGCUUGUUUAGAAACAGACAUUCAGCUAAUUGGAGGCCAUAACAAUCUGACCGGAACUGCCUAUGUGAACGCUACUGAUAAAUGGCGAUACAUAUGCGCUGAUCACUUCGGGCCUAAUGAGGCUAGAGUCGUGUGCAAAAUGCACAGUGGAACUAAUGUCCCUGGUCAGAUAUCCCGCAAAUAUGUUGGCCAUUACGGACUGGUGUCAGACUUACAAUGUACGGGCAGCGAGGAUGACGUGUCUUUGUGUACCUCAAACGUCGGAGGUUACUGCAACAGCGGAUACGCCGCCGCUGUGGAUUGUAACACGGUUCGUCUCUUUGGUGGAUCUCGUUAUGAGAACGGUCGUGUGGAAGUAUAUGACAGCUUCAACCAAACCUGGGAGACCGUAUGCUACGAUCAUUUCAGCGACAGAGACGCACAAGUUAUUUGCAGACAACUGGGAUUCUUGGAUGGGAGGCAUCGACACUCAGCGUUUAGUUAUAACCUAAGACCUACUAUACAAAGUAUUACUUGUAAUGGGUUUGAGGAUGACCUAUCGCAGUGUGCAAUCGACGGAGAAAACGUCCAAUGCAGUUAUGUUGCUGAAGUGGAUUGCAAUGGUCGAGAUGGUCUAGCACCACCCCCAACUGUGUCGUAUUCCCCUCAAGUACGCCUGGUUGACGGUGAACAUACACAUUCUGGACGGGUGGAGGUUUACUACCAAAACCAAUGGGGGACUGUCUGUAGACAAAACUUUGACUUCGAGGACCUCAUGGUUGUAUGCAGAACAUUAAAUUACUAUCGUGGAAACAGUUAUGGAAUAAUAUACGAAGGGGUACCAGCUUCCGGAGGAAAUGUGGUUAUUGAAGACUUACAGUGUCACGGUGGCGAAACCAACGUUAAACAUUGUAAAUCCAAGGUCUGGCUGUCCAAUACAUGUGACCACUCUCAGGAUGUCAGUAUUGACUGUAACAGUUAUUUUCAUGCAGGAUAUACAGAAAGGCCAUAUGGAUCGAUGUUUGAUAGUAAUUAUACUUUUGGCCCUGUAGAUGGAGACAUUCGACUCAUAAACGGUAACGAUUACUACAGUAUAGGACGUCUGGAAGUAUACUACAGCGGACAGUGGGGAACUGUUUGUAGUAGGGGUUUCGACGUUCGGGACGCAGAGACCGUGUGUCGUGUCCUCAAUAAAUACGGAUCAGCAACCUAUUAUAAGUCGUACACUAGGGAGGGACCAGGUAACGGCGCAAUUAUGAUAGAGAACCUCCAGUGUCAGGGUAGAGAGUGGAGCCUAGCUCAGUGUGAAUCCGGGAAGUGGUUGUCGAAUAUGUACUGUAGUCAUAGCGAGGAUAUCAGCGUGGAUUGCUCAGGUCGGGCAUUGGAAGCUACUACCAAUUGGUUUCGCGACACUACUCCAAUUUCAUCGAACUGCGGAGGGUAUUUCAACGGUUUGACGGGCUAUAUUACCUCACCAAAUUAUCCUUACGAGUACUACAACAACUUACAUUGCGAGUACCGUCUCAGCGUUCCAAGCGGUUACAUGAUGUGUCUGCAUAUUGAACACUUGGACAUUGAGACCUGUUGUGACCAUCUUCAGCUCUAUGAUGGACCUUCCUCGUCGUAUAAUUUAAUAAGCAGCUUAACUACAACAUCUGCUACGAACGACACGGAGAUAUGCUCUAUGUAUACCGGGCUCACAAUGACUGUAGUGUUCACGACGGACGGGACUGUCACACUGACAGGGUUUAAUAUUACUUUUUCUGCGUCACUUCCAGAUUCAAAUGAUACAAUCCGUCUUGUUAACGGUCACAGCCCAUAUUCGGGUCGGGUAGAGGUCUAUCACAACGGGCAGUGGGGCACGGUAUGCGACGAUGACUUUGAUCAUAGAGACGUCAAGGUCAUCUGUAGGAUGCUUGGAUACUACCAGGGGGAACAGUAUGGUCGCCCAUACCAACAUGCAUCUAUUGGAUCGGGAUCGGGAAUGAUAUGGCUGGACAAUCUCGAGUGUAGCGGGUACGAGUCAGGUGUACAAUUUUGUAGUCACAAUUCGUGGGGCGACAAUGACUGCGGUCAUGGCGAGGAUGCUGGCGUCGACUGUCAUGCCUACUUCUAUGAAACUACGACAUAUUACCCUUCAAGAACACAUCAUCGGACAACUUAUCCUUGGUGGCUGCAGACCUCAGAGUACACAACCUCCCAGCCCUGGUGGCAGCAGACCUCAGAGUACACAGCCUACCAGCUCUGGUGGAUGACAACCUCAGGCUACACUGUGUACGAUGCGAUCCGGGUGAGCUGUAAUGAACAGGGCUGGGAUAUCCAGGUGGACAUGAAUCGCCUGCGGAUGGCCUCGUCCGGCGCCCUCGCCUCCGACAUCUACCUUGGGGAUAACUCGUGCACGGGCACAGAGGAGUGGGGCGUCCUGCACUUCCGACAGGGCUUACAGCAAUGUCUAACAUCCGAGACGAUGAGAAACAAUACGUUGGUUUACUCUAACGAGCUGGUGUACGCCGAGCAUGACCCCGUCUACAGUUUCAUCAUCCGCAGUUACAACUGGACAGUCGGGGUGGAGUGUGAUGUCGAAGGAAACGAUACUUCUUCAGGGCACAUCCAUAAUGACAACGACCAACAUACGGCGGUUCCGGUGGCGGGCGCCGGGAAGUACGACGUCAACAUGACAUUCUAUCGCGAUGCCAACUUCCAGAUGCCGCUGCCCGGAAACCCGCUGCACGUGCCCGUUGACACGUACGUGUAUGUGAAGAUGUACACGACGACUAGCGACUGGACCGUGGCGAUGCGCGUGGAUUCAUGCUACACGCGCCCCGCCAACAGCUCCUCGAACAGCCUUCAGUAUUUCCUCAUUAAAAACGGGUGCGAAAUGGAUUCAAACACUCAUCUGAUUUCGCAGUCGGCACACGAGACUCGCUUUGUCUUCAAAGACUUUGAGUACACGAACAGCCACGAGGGUAUUGACGUCACGUGUGACGCCACGUUCUGCAGCGCCAAUGACGUCUCCCGCCAAUGCACACAGACGUGUAACCCGGUGGUCAGGCGGGCGGGACACGUGUACCUCCCAAAAGUAACAACAGAAGCAACAGCAGAAAGCAAUGUCAACACAGACGAUGUCGUCAACUCAGAUUUGUGAAUGAUGUCACCGCCGACAGUCACGUCAGCCCUGUCAAUGAUGUCAUCACUGACAGUCACGAAAGCUCAUCUGAAAGUUAAAUAUAAACUGAUAAUAAAAUUCCAAUCGAAAUAUAAUACUUGGUCUGCAUGUGUUUAAUUUUGUGAGUUACUUAGUACUCGGAAUUUCACGUUCAUUCAGCCAUAUAAAUUAAAGAUGAAGAACAGCGAUUAUUUUUUUCAUCUCUUUUGUUAUUAAACAACCCGCAGAAUUUUGAACUAUAUAGCAGCAUCAACGGCGCCAAAUACAGAUUGAUGCGAUACAUGUUCUCACCAAUGUAUGUUUUUAUAACUAAUAAAUAUAUAAUCAUGCAGUCAGCUUGUAGCACUUACUGAUCUAUCGCUUUAUGGGCCUGGGUUUGUGGCGCCACAGGACGCCGACAGCUUACAAUGACCCGAGGGCGGAAAUGAAGAGAAUUCAUAAAAGGCUUUCCCCUGGCCUCUUUGUGUUCUUAUGGCGUCUUAAGUCAUUUCUAAACUUAAGUCAAAUUCUUAAAACUUC
Molecule: messenger RNA, 4338 nt
Organism: Mya arenaria
Lineage: Eukaryota; Metazoa; Mollusca; Bivalvia; Myida; Myidae
Product: deleted in malignant brain tumors 1 protein-like
Exons: 25
Coding region: 10-3798 (1262 amino acids)
Cellular component (GO): membrane
Source: RefSeq, a predicted model, not a curated record